Molecule: messenger RNA, 6155 nt
Organism: Contarinia nasturtii (swede midge)
Lineage: Eukaryota; Metazoa; Arthropoda; Insecta; Diptera; Cecidomyiidae
Gene: Reck
Product: reversion-inducing cysteine-rich protein with Kazal motifs
Exons: 9
Coding region: 2622-5642 (1006 amino acids)
Biological process (GO): extracellular matrix organization
Cellular component (GO): plasma membrane
Molecular function (GO): metalloendopeptidase inhibitor activity; protein binding
Source: RefSeq, a predicted model, not a curated record
AUUUGAAAGUUUUUUUUUGUAUUUAAAUAAUUAUGACAUAUUGACUUUGAGUAUUUUCCUGACAUUAAAUUCGUAAUAAACGCUUAACUUAAUUUCCGAUAAUAAUUCUCGACGCAUGAGAUCAAUUGGAAAGAGAAAAAAAAAGACAAAUCUUUACAGCGUGAAGCAAAACAUGCAUUUCCUUUUCGUCAGAAAGUGAUUUUUAUCUCGGCUGUCAGUUGAAAGUGAUCAACACAUGAAAUAUUUUUCUACCAAAAGCUAUCUUACCAAGAAAACAAACAUUUCAAAAAUAUGGCACGGAAAUUUCCAAUUUAAAACGAAGGAGUAAAAUGUUUGAUUGAAAACGCCCGAUAAAUUAAUUAUACAAUUAGGCAAUUUUUCAGAUUAUUAUUGAAAUACUUUACACAUUGAUUAAAGGCAUACGCCAAUCUCGUGGUUGUAGCCACGGUAGCUCAAUUAUACAUAAUUGCUUGUAGCGUUGAAUCUAGAUUAAAACGAUUACGUAGAUUGAUUGCGUCUGGUGAGGCGAAGAUCAAAUUGCAUUUUCCUGUGUGUAUCGAUGCCAUGUGUGGGUGUUUGAAAAUGUUCAAAAAUGCAAAAAGAAAUCAUAAAUUGAUAGGCGACAAAAUCAAUUUUAUUUAUAAAUAAAGUAAGAUUUUUUUCAAGUUGUUUUUGUACAGUUCAUUCGUCAACACGCCGUAUCAAUUCGCGAAUACUGAUCACAUGCGAUAAAAAUGGUUGUGGGGAAAGUAAGCGUUUGUGAAAUGGAGCUAUUUUUAUUAUGUGUGUAUUUCGGUUGUUUGAUGUAAGAUGUAAGUUUUUCAUCAUGUUUUGUAUUCGUAUAUUCGCGCAUUUAGUCUGAUGACAUGAAUAAAAAAAGAAAUACUGGGCAAUUUAAUGAGUGAACGGGUCGAAGAGUCGUAUAAAAUACAAUUUUAAUGGCAUUUUGCUUCUGAAUGUUUUGCAUAUGAAUCAGUUGUAACGUCUGCUCAGAAUAGCGUAUGAGAUCAAUGUUUUGAUAGCACUAUUAAACACACAUACAAAAAUGAAAAAUUCCAUUUCUUUGUGUCACUUAAUGCUAGGCAGUUGACUCAAUCUGAAACAUAAAAAAAAAUUGUCAACCAAAUUUCCUCUCGAUCUCACAUUGUAAAGUGCAAUUUAAAUGUAGCAACUGACAAAUACACUAACAUAUCAAUGACAAAAAUAAAAAAAAAUUUAAGUGUCAAUAAAAACAAAACGAAAUAGAAUUACGAUUUAUAACAUAAGUGAGAACAUAAAAUUCUAUUGGGUCUAGUGCAUUUUAGAUCAAUGAAAAAUUGAGCUGUGCGUUAACGCCAGACAGCAUUGGAACAACCGAUAUUCAAUGUUUAACGAAUGGUGAGCGAGAGUAAAAAAACACACGGUCAAAAAGAGCAAGUAAAUAGAAACGUAGUGAAAUAGGCAAUAACAGCGAUCAAAGAAACCCAUAAAAUCGCCCGAUCUUAAGAAAACGAACACUUUGCCUCUAAUUGGAAUCAAUAAUAAUCACAUAGUAUGGCGACAAGCAACAGUCUUUGAGUUAAAAACAUCGUACAGAAUAAUAAUGUAAUCAGAAUCACUUCAAAUCGAUUCAAUGGACACUUAACGCACACGAAACAAGAAAAAAAAUUAUUGCACACCAAAAAAUCAAAUAAAAAAAAGACCAAUGAGUAAACAACAUCUAUAUAUACAAUCAUCAACUAACGCACAUAAUAAUAAUCGUUAAUUCUAUGCAUGCAAUUUGAGAGCGACACACACCACCACCGGCAACAACAACAUCUACACGGACAGUGAGAUUGUGGUGCGCAAACGUCAAUUUUGUAUGCUAAAUAAUACGCGGUCGCAAUCGAAAUUUAUUAUAUUAUCUUGUAGUGAAUACGAUCAAGUUGCCAUUUAUAUGCGCAACCGGCACAAAAUUUACAUCGAAACACUUUAUUGAGCGAGAGAAAGGAGUGAAAAAGAGAGAGAAAGACUCAAUGCCUGUAAUGCCGCUCAAAACGAAUUGACGAGCAGAAGUGUGUGGCAAAGGAAUAUAUACAGUCAACUUGGUGUGAAACUGAUCAUUAAUAAAAAUUAAGCAGUUAAUUUCUCUGGUCGGUGGAAUAUUUUGUAUGUAAAUUGCAUCUAUAAACAUCGUUAAGUGAAUUGCGAAUGAUAAAUAAAUCGGAACGCACUAAAUAAAAUCAAAUAUAAAAAAAACAGUGAAUAGAGAAAAAGAGAAUGAGUGGCAGUACAGUAUCCAGUGUGGUGUAUUUAUUUUCUUUUUGGUGUCCGGAUCUUUUUUUGUUAUCGCAAACCACAUCAAACAUUCUUUCGCAUCGCAAGAUGUGCACAUGAAAUGGAUUCAUAUGGUGUGAAAUUGACUUUUUAAAAUCGGUCGGAUGCUCAUCAACCGUCAUAUGUAUCAAGUGAUGGUUUGUGAAAUAUGAUGUUUUUUAUGGUCCUGUCAUUCAUAAACAUCACAACUUUUUUUCGUUAUUGAGUUCAAGAGGCAAUCAAACUACUUGGCAGUGAAGAGGUCGAUUUCGUUUUGCAAUUCGAGAUUCUUGAUGUGAAUCUUCAUUUUUUUUUGGAAACUAAAAUAUAAAAAAAAGUGUUUAAAUAUGAUGUGGAUAAAUCGUUCAAACUUGAAAAUGGUUGUGCUCAAAUUUCAAUUGCUCAUUGUGUGUUACUUAAUCAACGGCCAUUAUGCAUAUAGAGAUUAUCAAUUGGAUGAUGAUGCAAAUGAUAAUCAGCACGAGUCAAACUCAAAUUCCAGCCAAAUUAAUUCCAACCAACCACCGGAUCUGUUCAGCUGUUGUAGCAUUUCAUUUGGAUCGUGUCGUUCGUCUUGCGAAAAUUUAUCUUUGGUGCAAUUAGCGUCGGCAAGUCUUAUUGGAAAAGAUACCAAAUUAUCGGAUUUACGCCGUAAUUGUCCAUCAAUUCAAACUGAUUUUUGGCACUGCAUGAACCAAACUUUACAUGCUGUGAAUCGUGGUGAAUCGUGGUCGGGUAGAUUAUGUUGUAAACAUGCAAUAACAGUGAAUUGUGAAAAUACAUGCGCCACAUCGAUGAGCAUUCAAGAUACAUUAUCUAGUUGCCGGCGAAGUGAUGAGCAAACAUUGUUCGAUUGCUUUGAACGUCAAGAGGUCGGCGACAAUUGCUGUGGAAAUGCAAGAACAUCAGAAUGUUUACAAGCAUGUCGUGACAUAUUUCAAAGUGAAAAAUCGGCCACAAAAGAACAACGACAGUUGGUAGAACAUGCUUGUAAUGACAAUAAUACCAAUUUGAAGGUGUUGAACUGCGUGAGAGAAAUUAUGGAUGUGACACCGGUAGAAAAUCCCAAGCAAUAUAUGCCUUGCUGUGGCCAUUCUCGAUCGCCAAUUUGUCGCGAGACAUGCAAACAAAUUUUGGAAAUCGGUGAAACAAUGCAGGAAAUCAUCGAUACACUCUCAAAGGGUGGAUGUGGGCCGCCGUUACCACAUUACGAACCAUUGUGGCAAUGUUUUCUAUCCGGCAAUCAUCAUUCAUCGCAUUCACCUUCACCGGAUGGUGCAUUGGUAUCACAGAUCAAUCAAAUUGGUAUCGAUUCGGCAAAAUUGCAUUGUUGCAACAAAGCAUUAUCGCCAAAGUGUCGUCGUCUUUGCUCUCAAACAUUUUCAAAUGAUUGGACGGAAACGAGGAGUGAUUUUGAUAUGGACUGUUAUUCCGAGUGGAGUGAAUUUUCGCUAAGGCAAUGCUUGGACGAAGUUGAUGAGCCAUGCGAACUUGGCUGCGAUUCACUUUCAUACUGCACAAAUUUCAACAAUCGCCCCACCGAAUUAUUUCGAAGUUGUAAUUCGAAUGCCGAUGCUGCGGCUCAAGGUAAUACAGUACUGUGGCGAGAUAAUCAAGCAUUAACAUUGCCCGGUCUGAUUUUGCCAAUCAAAGACAUCGAAAAAUGUGAACCAGAAGCAUGGCGUGCCAUUGCGUGCAUGCUCCAAAUUAAACCAUGCUCACGAACAAAACAUACAACACAAAUUUGUCGUGAAGAUUGUUACAAUUUGCUUACGAAAUGCAUCGAUUGGACACGAAUGGAAACGCGACACACGCCCGAAUCAGUUUGUGCAAAAUUCUCAGUUGAUUCGGAAAAUACAUCGUCUUCGCCGUGCAUUUCAAUAAAACCAUAUUUGGAACCAAGCGAUUCACCGCAGAAUGGUUGGCCGGCAAAUCAUCAAAUCAUUUUACCUUGUCGCGGUCAUUCGUGCAAUGCGACCGAAGUGUGUAUAUCAGAUAAUAAGAGAGAUCAUCAUAGCAUAUCGGCAUCGACACCGUUUCGUUGUGUUCCUGGUUGUCCAUUGGGCGAAACAUCAUCGUACCUGGUUCCAGUUGGUUCAUAUGCACGCAUUCCGGUAUCAAUGAAGCACAAAGGAUGUUUCAAAGUGUGUCGUUGUAUGGCCAAUGGUAGAUUGGAAGAUUGUCAGGCAAUGCCGUGUAUGUCAUAUGAUUCAUGUAAAUCGGGCGAUCGACAAAUUGAACAUGGCCAAUUCAAUGUGGAGUGUAACAUUUGCAGCUGUUUCGCUGGAGACAUAACGUGCACAAAAAAGCAAUGUCGCGUUCUUGGCAUUUCUGAAUACACAAGUUUGCCAUGUAACUGUGCGCCACAUCAUGUUCCAGUUUGUGGACGAAACGGUUAUACAUAUCCAUCGGAAUGUGUAUCAAAAUGUGCCGGUUUGCAAGUGGCCGAUAUCGAAUUUCGAGCAUGUAGGGAUAGUAAUCCGUGUCGUGAUGCAAAAUGUCCCGCAUACUCACAAUGCAUUGAAAGCAGACAAGUCUGUUUAUCGGUGAUGCAUCGACCAUGCCGCCAAUAUCAGUGUAUUAAUGUCACUUCAAAUUGUCGAAAUGGUGAUAAACCUGUGUGCAGUGUCGAAGGUCAAACAUAUGCGUCGAUGAUUCACUUGGUGAAAGCAAAGGCGACGCUCGCAUAUACAGGAAGAUGCCUUGAUAGCUGUCGUAAAGUGCCAGUUUGCGGAAUAAACGGUGUCAGCUAUAGAAGUGAAUGCGAAGCAUGGAGCGAUUACGUUGUAGCCGACUAUGAGGGUGAAUGUAGAGAAAUUGGCCUUCUUACAAAUACAUUGGGCCCCCGAUGUGCCUCGGUUAGAUGUAACUUCAAUAUGAAAUGUGCCGAAGGCGCAAUCAUUCCGCCUGGAUCGUGUUGUCCCGUAUGCGGUGGCGCUGUACGAAUCAUCUAUUCUCGAAAGCAAAUAGAUCGAGCACUGAUCGCAUUAAAAGGAAAAAAUACUGAUAUGCUUUCGUUAAAAGGCAUUUUACGGGCAUUGGAUAAUCUUAUUCAAGUCGUCCAUUGUCGAAUCAGCGGCUAUUUAACGAUUGAAGCAGACAUUUUUGUCAUCGUUCACACCACACCCGGAGCGAAUUUAUCUCAAUUACAACAUGAGGCAUGUAUUCGAGAGGCCGAAAAAAUAGCCACAUUAAUCGAUACUCAGAGUCAUCGCAUCACAAGCGAUCUUGCAUUAAGCUCAUUAACUGUGGCCAAUGUUGUACGACCAGAAGAUUUAGACUUACAAUUUAAUUCGGCUAGCACAUGUUAUCCAUACAUUACUAUUUUACUUGUAUCGAUAGUCAUUAAUAGAAUUUACUUAAUUUAAAAAAUGUCAUAAUUUGUAGCUAAAACUUAAUUUCGUACCAAAAUGUGCCAAAAACAAUUUUAAAAAAAUAUCGUCAAAUUUCUAGUUUGCUAGGAAAAAAAUACGUGAAUUCAAAGUGUCAAUAUCAAGUAGUUUCGUCGAAGUAUCAUCGCGCAUUUUAUAGAAAAAACAAAUACAUUGCGAGAUCUUCGGAAUUUAUAUGUUUGUUAGGUUUGUUCAAGUUAGCAUAAAUUUUUAUCGAUAUUUAAACUUUUAUAGUUAAGUAUAUAAUGACAGUGUACCAUACCUGUGAUAAAUAAGCUAAAUAUUCAUUUUAUAUCGAUGAAUAGCGUCUCUUUUAGAUAGUGUUUGAUGUUUACCCCAAAGAUAUUGUGUGCAUGUGCAUUUCCUUUCCAGAAAAAACUAACAAUUGAAAAUGACAAAUGAUUUGGCGAAUCUUAAUUUUAGAAAAACCGUAUCAUUCACAAUUUUAUUGGAAACAAUUCUUUAAAAAUAAAAGUCUUUUUUGAAACA